Messenger RNA from Drosophila persimilis, 2060 nucleotides. RefSeq lists its product as uncharacterized. The coding region runs from base 96 to 1604 and encodes 502 amino acids. Lineage: Eukaryota; Metazoa; Arthropoda; Insecta; Diptera; Drosophilidae. The record is from RefSeq and is a predicted model, not a curated record. The transcript has 2 exons.
CUAAAUUCUCAAUUGCAGUUUGAAUAAAAUAAAAAUCAAAGAUAAUCCAGCAGUUACCCGAUAGCAGAUAGCAGACGCAGACAGCAGUAUCCAUCAUGUCAUACCAGAUCAAGUCGACGCCGUUUUUCCGCCGCAUGUACAACAAUAGCCAAAGGAAUGGCCAGCUGCAGCGUUUGAGGGAGGAGUACGAGCGGAUACAGGAGUUCAACGACCGCACCAUCGAGCUGAAGAUGCGCCAGGUGAGGCUGAAGCGACUCUUCCGCGAGAUCGAGGAGAUCAAAGAGGGGCCCCCCGCCAUGUCGGGCACUGGCACUAGCACUGGCGCUGUCGCUGGCGCUGGCCCUGGUCCUGGCCUCGAUGGCACUGGCACCUGCAACGUUGGAACCUCCUCCGCCACGGCUAGGUCGAUGCAACGACGCCGUCGGCUGGAGCUGCUGGCGCCAACGGUCGAGCAACAGCAGUAUCUGCAGCGCCUGGACACGCUGGCACGCGCCAAAGAGCUGGGCAAGGAGAUUUCUCGUCGCAAUGCGGAACUGGCCGAGGCCGGUGUAGGCCACUACCUGCGCAGCGAUCUGCGAUUGACCACCAAAAUGCAAGCGGCCGUUAAUGCGAAGCGCGCGGCGGCGGACAGACGGGAGCGGGCCGCCAAACGGAUCAGCUACGGCAAUGCCCAGUCCAAGCACAACCUGAAGCGACUCGUCACCAGCCGCUUGCGGCGUCUUUGUGGUGGUGGAUCCACUGGCACGGGCGCCGCCGGUGCUGGCUUGAUGGACUCCUCCCCUGGCAGCUCUGGCCAGCAAGGACCAGUGGCUGGCACCAAUGCGUCACGGCUGCAGCGUCCUGAUCUGACUAAGAAGGCCAUGCUCAAGCAGCGUCUGCUCUACGGCAACUCGCGCUCCUGCAGCAACAUGAGGCGGCUGAGGCGUCACAACCAAAUCCAGGGCCACGGCCGAGACCAGGCGCCUGUGAAAUUGUGCAGCCAGGUGGAGCUCCUGGCCGACUUCGUCGAGGAAGGGGAUGAUGGUGAUGAGGAAGAGCAGGGCCUGGAGCUGCCGAGCGAGUCAUCUGGCCGCUUGCAAAUGGCCCACUACACGCCCAGCAGCAGCGGCACCACGGACACCAUCACAACGGAGGAUCUGGAUGAUCUGGAAGACUUUGGGGAACUAAAGGACCAGGGGGCACCAGCCACGAUUCUAGAAGGGACAUCUGAAGAGGAGGAUGGCUCCGAGACGGAAAUGUGCACGGUUUCGCGUGCAUCUACAUCCCAGGCGAUAAAACAGGGCUCACAGUGCUCCAGGCAGGUAUCGAUGGCGCUCCAGAAUGAAGGUACAGAUCGCGUGCACCCCGAGGGUGCGGUGUCCAGCACUCAGGACAACACCAACAAUUGGCACCGCAUCUCCCUGACCCUGCCGUGGUUCAAGGCCUUUCCCAGAUUAUUGGACGGCACUCUGCCAGUGCCAGCCUCCACCACCGAAAGCAUUGCGUCGAGCAGCAGCUAUGAAGAUCUGGCCACCUCCAACCAUUCUUAUGGAGACGACUAUUCCUAUCCGCAGCACCAGGGAUUUGUCCUGCCGCCCUUCAGGUUCCGCAAAUCAAACAACUAGAAAGUGCCGAUGGGACAGUACGGGAUGGUCGGGCCACAAAGCGAUGAAGCAGCAAAAAAAAAUACAAAUAAACCAAAACUUGAGUUCGAUUCCUGCCCUAGACUGGACCCGUGACCGAAGCUGUGCUCCAGAUCCAGAUCUCACCGAAAGGGACACAGGCGUGGCGGCUACAAUUCUACUUUUUUGAGCUCCGCAAUGAGCGAGAGAGAGGCAAAAAAUUCCAAUUGUAACUCCCGAGACGCCAAUCGCCUCAGUGUGGGGAAACACAGACGGACACGUGUCCAGGAGGGGAUCCGCAUCCGUCCAUAUACCAAGCAGAAGCCCUAUCCCAAACGGAGUCCCAAUUUCAGACGAAGAAAGACGGAGAAUGGGAGAUUGAUACAGAUUAUCGGAGAAUACAUUGAAAUUUCUUUGUUUUGAGCGAGUACAAAUUAAACGCACAACAUUAUUAGUUUU